GUAAAAUUUUUCGAGGUUAGACCGGGCCAUGGUAAAGCAUUGUGUAGUUGCAGUUGAAGCCAACAAGAAUUCAGGGUGCCGAGUGCUUGCACUCACAUGUAAAGGAAGAAAAGGUUUGAAGGAAGAUAGAAGAGAAGGAACUCAACCAUGGUGGGUUCCAAUCCUGAAAAGCUCAUGAUCAAAGCAGAUAAGCUCACAAAGCUGAGUUUUUUGAGGUGGAGUGCUAAUUGGAGUGAUGCCACUGUCCUAUAUGAGCAGGCUGCAAAUGGAUUUAGACUCACCAAAGACUAUGAAAAAGCGAAGACAGCUUUUGAGAAGGCUUCAAAAGGACAAGAGAUGCUCUCUUCACCCUGGGAUGCUGCUAAGCAUAUGGAAUCUGCUGCCUCUCUAGCAAAGGAACUUCAGAACUGGGGUGAGGUUGCUGACUUUUACAGAAGGGCAUCUGAGUUAUAUGUUAUGUGUGGAAGAUCUCAACCUGCAUCAGAUGCUCUUGGAAAGGGUGCUCGUGCUUUGGAAGAUGCUGUCCCGGAUGAUGCUAUUCAAAUGUACAUGGAUGCUAUAGCUCUUCUUGAAGAGGAUGACAAGGAACAAAUGGCCUUCGAUCUAUAUCGUGCUGCUACAAAUGUUUAUAUAAAGCAUGAGAAGUAUACUGAUGCUGCAACCUUUCUAUUGAGAUGGGGUUUAGCUGCUGAUAAGAGCAAAUCUACCAACACCCAGUGCAAGGCGUAUUUAAGUGCCAUUAUUGUGUACCUUUAUACACAUGACUUCAAGGAAGCAGAGAAGUGCUACAAUGAUUGUUCUUUGAUUGAUGCUUUUUUGAGUAGUGAUCAGAAUCGCUGUGCUUGUAAACUUCUUUCUGCUUAUUCAGAAGGUGACAUUGAGGAAAUCAAACAUCUGGGCCAAUCGAGCACUAUUUCACAUCUUGACCAUAUGGUCAUCAGACUCGCAAGGAAACUGCCUACUGGUGAUGUGAGUGCAUUGAAGAAUCAUGCAGCCGAGCAGGAAGAGCAGCUGGAUGAAGACGACCUAACGUAGAUUCUCAACUCUGGAAGAUAAUUAGUAGCUGAUACCAUUUUUUAUUUGCUACAUAAGAAAAUUGCUCUAGUCUAAAUAUUCAGUGUGGUACUGUUUCAUUUUUAUUGCUUACGCUUGCGAAGUAUGUUUGAUGUUUACGUGGUGUAAUAUUUGGGAGGGAGAAGGGUACUCCUAGUCUAGUCGUGGGGUAUUGUAUUGGUUGUGUAUUUUCCCUUUCAUGGAUGCCAUAUAUAUAUAUAUAUAUAUAUAUAUAUAUAUAUAUGCCACCUUGCCUGCUCGACAGCCUUUUAAAAUAGGUGUUAAAAUUGGCUUCCUGCUGUUGUAUUUGGUCAA
This is a messenger RNA of Malania oleifera, 1368 nucleotides long. RefSeq names its product gamma-soluble NSF attachment protein. Gene Ontology annotation, cellular component: vacuolar membrane; SNARE complex. Gene Ontology annotation, biological process: intracellular protein transport. Lineage: Eukaryota; Viridiplantae; Streptophyta; Magnoliopsida; Santalales; Ximeniaceae. The record is from RefSeq and is a predicted model, not a curated record. Bases 148 to 1035 code for a protein of 295 amino acids. Gene Ontology annotation, molecular function: syntaxin binding; soluble NSF attachment protein activity. The transcript is spliced from 9 exons.